Geodia barretti is the source of this 465-nucleotide messenger RNA. The record is from the annotation of a GenBank genome assembly. NCBI's taxonomy places the organism in Eukaryota, Metazoa, Porifera, Demospongiae, Tetractinellida, Geodiidae.
AGCUGCAACGCUAAAGCGAUCACCCAUUGUGCCACUAUUGGACUUCAGUUUGUGGCAAAUAUGGGCAAGUGGUUGGGCUGUGCUGGACACCCAUGUGGCGGUGCCCCAUGCCCCAGAUUGAUCUUUACAGGAGCCGAAUGGAACAACUGCUGGGGAGAAGUGUUUCAAAUAUACAGGGCCCUUGGUCCUGGUGCCAUUCAGUCUGGAGAUUUCGUUGGUCUCUACUACGGUCGUACUAGACAAUGGUUUUCACUUUCUGGGAACAGCGGCCACACUGAAACCUGCCCUGGAAGUGUUGACCCAGUUACUGGGUUUGAUCAUCUCCACAAGUGGUUCAUUUGUGGCGGGGAAGUUUUCCGGAUAUAUGCCUAUGGAAAAAAUGAUGGAGCUGCUCUAGACGAGGAAGAUGAUAUUGUGCUCUACUACCCAGCAGGUGGCUCCUACGCUAGGUUCCCAAGUAAUGGA